AUCGUUUCAACCGCCAUCAUCUAAUUCGCGAUCGUAAUUCGCAUCGUAGGGUAAGUGCCUUGUUCACUGUUGUCAUUAAUGCCAGCCCCAUAAAUCAUCCCAUGCGGGGUACCCGAACAGGCGGAGUUCACUCCGGCCUUCACCACGGAUCUUGCUCGGAUCAUCAUCGUCGUCAUCAACAUCAAUUGUUUUAUUGUUUUGAUCUUUACACCUUUUGGACUCUUUGUUGACCAACCUCAUCAGACUCCUUCAUAUUCGUCUACCACAAUGGUUCAUCCCCACCAGACACCCUAUGUUACACCUCACAUCUUGCACAAAAAUUACGCCCAAGCUUUUGACAAUGAAUUUCAUAGUAAUCUCAUUGGCCGUGACCUCGAGUAUUUCUCGCAGGCAGGGUUUGACAUGGAUAGGAUCCAGCUGAAGCGCAACGCACCUGUAGCGCAGCUUUACGAAGACGCCAUCCGCAAUGAAGGCGCAAUUAUUUCCUCAUCCGGCGCACUUAUCAACUUCUCUGGUAAGAAGACCGGUAGAAGUCCUAAGGACAAGCGAAUCGUCUAUGAGGAGACGAGUAAGGAUGAUAUAUGGUGGGGCUCCGUGAAUAUCAAGAUGGACGAACACACGUUUGAGAUCAACCGCGAGCGUGCCAUCGACUAUUUGAAUACGCGUGACAACGUCUAUGUCUUCGAUGGUUUUGCUGGUUGGGAUCCCAAAUACCGUAUCAAGGUCCGGGUCAUUUGUGCCCGUGCAUAUCAUGCUCUCUUCAUGAACAACAUGUUGAUCCGCCCGACCGAGGAAGAGCUCGCAAGCUUUGGCGAGCCCGACUUCAUCAUCUACAAUGCCGGUCAAUUCCCUGCGAACCGCUUCACCAAGGGCAUGUCCUCCACCACGUCGGUGGAAAUCAACUUCAAGCGCAUGGAAAUGGUCAUCCUCGGCACUGAGUACGCCGGCGAGAUGAAGAAAGGAGUCUUUUCCGUCAUGCACUAUCUUCAACCUGUGAAGUUUGGCCAGCUCUCCCUCCACUCGUCUGCCAAUGUCGGGAUGGAGAAGGGCGAUGUUACCCUGUUCUUCGGCCUUUCCGGAACCGGAAAGACCACUCUCUCCGCUGAUCCAAACCGCCUUCUCAUUGGCGAUGAUGAACACGUGUGGUCGGACACUGGGGUGUUCAACAUCGAGGGAGGAUGCUAUGCCAAGUGCAUCAACCUGUCGAGCGAGAAGGAGCCGGAAAUAUUUAAUGCCAUUCGUUUCGGCUCCAUUCUGGAGAACGUCGUAUACAACCCUUUGUCGCGCGUACCAGAUUACGACGACGUUGGCAUCACGGAGAACACACGCUGCGCAUACCCAAUCGAAUACAUUCCAAACGCCAAGAUCCCAUGCAUGGUAGACAGACAACCGAGCAACAUCAUCAUGUUGACGUGUGACGCGUUCGGUGUUCUUCCACCUGUAAGUAAACUUACCCCAGAGCAAGCAAGCUACCAUUUCCUUGCUGGUUACACCUCGAAAACACCUGGCACGGAGGACGGUGUCCUUGAACCUAUCCCAACAUUCUCGACCUGCUACAGCGCACCUUUCAUUGUGUUACACCCUGGACGCUAUGCAGAAAUGCUGGCCGAGCGCAUGUCUAAGCACAACGUCUCCUGCUGGUUAAUCAACACGGGCUGGACAGGUGGUAAGUUCGGCACGGGCAAGCGCUGCCCACUUAAAUACACCCGCCGCAUCGUCGAUGCUGUACACUCCGGGGAGCUUCUCAAUAGCGAAUAUGAGACCUUCGGCGGCUUCGGGCUCCAGAUUCCUACCGCGGUGGAGGGUGUUCCACGCGAAGUGCUCAACCCGCGUCUGGCCUGGGCAGAUAAGGAGGCUUUUGAACGUGAGGUUCGCAAGCUUGCAGGCAUGUUCCAAAAGGCGUUUAAGUUGUAUGAAAGCGAUGUGCAAGAAAGCGUGAGGUUGGCAGGCCCACGGGUGGACUAGAAGAAAGAGACUUGGAGUCGCUCAUAAUUUACUGGUAUAGAGUUGUCAUCUGAACUGUACUGGACUUCAUGAAUUCGAACAUAUGUAUUUACUAUUUAGUAUCGAUAUCGGUCUACUCGAGAGUUAUGUAAUGCCCAAUCACUCAGAAGUCUCUCAAUCG
Messenger RNA from Suillus fuscotomentosus, 2125 nucleotides. RefSeq names its product ATP-utilizing phosphoenolpyruvate carboxykinase. Gene Ontology annotation, biological process: gluconeogenesis. The transcript has 7 exons. The record is from RefSeq and is a predicted model, not a curated record. NCBI's taxonomy places the organism in Eukaryota, Fungi, Basidiomycota, Agaricomycetes, Boletales, Suillaceae. Bases 268 to 1965 code for a protein of 565 amino acids. Gene Ontology annotation, molecular function: ATP binding; phosphoenolpyruvate carboxykinase (ATP) activity. Gene Ontology annotation, cellular component: cytosol.